Pelodiscus sinensis (Chinese soft-shelled turtle) is the source of this 2581-nucleotide messenger RNA. The record is from RefSeq and is a predicted model, not a curated record. NCBI's taxonomy places the organism in Eukaryota, Metazoa, Chordata, Testudines, Trionychidae.
GAGAACAUCUUGUUUAGUACAAGCCUUUAGUCAUGGUGAGGUCAGAUGAUUUGAUGUAGAUAUUGGAUCAAGGUUUAGUGUGUCUCUGGCUUGAAUAACUUGUCAUGAAAGUCUCUAAUAAGUGAGGGUUAGAAAGAAGUUUUUGUUGCUGCUAUUCUGCAGAUAAAGGCCUGUGCCACAACUGAUCUGCCAAAAUGUAUUAUGAAAAAAUAACAUAGCAGAGAUGAAAUGGAGGUUGAAGUGAGUUACAGGGACAAACUGAAAUCUUGCUCUGCCCAACACAUAUCUGACAGUGCUGUAAUUCGUCGUUGAAGCCAUACAUUCAUAACAGUUUACACCAUCAAACAUUUCAUGUAGACUGAUUCUGUGUCUCAUAAACUCUAAGCACUGUGAAUUGAAACUACCAAACUACAUGGAGUUUACAAGUGGCUAACGCAUGGGUCAAAUGGUCUAUUUUCCUGAUAUUUAAUAAGAAGCAUUAUCACCAUUAUGAUGAACCGGGAGAAGUGGGUUAACCUCAGUCCUACAGAAUUUUCUCAACUUCAGAAGUAUGCAGAAUAUUCCACCAAGAAAAUUAAGGAUGUUCUGGAAGAAUUCCAUGGUAAUGGUGUGCUAGCAAAAUACAAUCCUGAAGGGAAACAAGACAUUCUUAAUCAAAUGAUUGAUAUAGAAGGUUUCAAGCUGUUCAUGAAGACUUUUCUGGAGGCAGAGCUGCCUGAUGAUUUCAGUGAACAUCUCUUUACAUCAUUCAGCAACAAAAUCUCCCAUUAUAGCCCAUUAGUAAAAAACAAACCCCAGCUCCUUCCAGGAGGUUUGAGAAUUAAUAAAAGUACCACCACAUCACGGACUGGUGCUCCUGCCAAUUUACAUGUACCAGAUGUAAUCCAGUUGAAAGACAUUGUUUGCUAUUUGUCUCUGCUUGAAAGAGGAAGACCAGAAGACAAACUAGAAUUUAUGUUUCGUUUGUAUGACACAGAUGGCAAUGGGUUCUUGGACAGUUCGGAAUUAGAAAAUAUCAUCACUCAAAUGAUGCAUGUUGCAGAAUAUCUUGAAUGGGAUGUCACUGAACUCAGUCCAAUCCUUCAUGAAAUGAUGGAAGAAAUUGACUAUGACCAUGAUGGCACAGUAUCUCUGGAGGAAUGGAUCCAGGGCGGAAUGACGACAAUCCCUCUCCUGGUGCUCCUUGGAUUAGAGAAUAAUGUGAAGGAUGACGGGCAGCAUGUAUGGAGACUGAAACACUUUAACAAGCCUGCCUACUGUAAUCUUUGCUUGAACAUGUUAAUAGGAGUAGGCAAGCAGGGUCUCUGCUGUUCCUUUUGCAAGUACACAGUCCAUGAACGCUGCGUCUCAAGAGCACCUGCUUCUUGUAUCAAAACAUAUGUGAAGUCCAAAAAGAACACCGAUGUAAUGCACCACUACUGGGUAGAAGGAAACUGUCCAACAAAAUGUGACAAGUGUCACAAAAAUAUAAAAUGUUACCAAGGCCUGACUGGACUUCAUUGUGUGUGGUGUCAGAUCACACUCCAUAAUAAAUGUGCUUCACAUCUAAAGCCUGAAUGUGACUGUGGCCCUUUAAAGGACCAUAUUUUACCACCCACAGCAAUCUGCCCAAUAGUAUUGACUCUACCCACUUUAGGAAUUUCACUCCCUGAGGAAAGACAAGCAACUGUGAAAAAGGAGAAAAGCUGCUCCCAACAAAUCAACAAAUUGGGAGAAAGGACCAAGAUGCAAAGAGCAAAUUCUGUUACUGUAGAUGGACAAGGUCUUCAGAUUACUCCGGUUCCAGGAACUCAUCCGCUUUUAGUUUUUGUCAACCCCAAAAGUGGUGGGAAACAAGGAGAAAGAAUUUACAGAAAAUUUCAGUACCUUUUAAAUCCUCGUCAAGUUUACAGUCUUGCUGGAAAUGGACCAAUGCCAGGAUUAAAUUUUUUCCGAGAUGUUCCUGACUUCCGGGUGCUGGCAUGUGGUGGAGAUGGAACAGUGGGUUGGAUUUUGGAUUGUAUAGAGAAAGCAAAUUUGCUUAAACAUCCUCCAGUUGCUAUUUUGCCUCUUGGGACUGGCAAUGAUUUAGCAAGGUGUCUGAGAUGGGGAGGAGGAUAUGAAGGUGAGAAUCUGAUGAAGAUCUUGAAAGACAUUGAGAACAGCACAGAGAUCCUCCUGGACAGAUGGAAAUUUGAAGUCAUACCCAAUGAUAAAGAUGAGAAAGGAGAUCCAGUGCCUUAUAGCAUCAUCAAUAAUUACUUUUCUAUUGGAGUGGAUGCUUCAAUUGCCCACAGAUUCCACAUCAUGCGAGAAAAGCAUCCAGAGAAGUUCAACAGUAGCCCUAGCCUAUUAACAAAGAUAAUGGAACACAGUUGCUGUUCUUGAGGAUUUGGAAGGAGAGCAGAAACAAUUGCUCCUGUGAACAAGUUCUACAAAUACUUUAGGAACUCCCUUCCUCUCCCUGUCUUGGCGUGACUGGAUGAGAAAACUUUAUCAGAAGACACCAGCCCAAUGCAGAAAACUGGUUGCAAACAUCUACUACCUGUCUCGUUGAUCCCGCCUGAUUGCUUUUUUUCCACAAAAGGAUAAUACUCCAUUG